This is a messenger RNA of Lobosporangium transversale, 2767 nucleotides long. RefSeq lists its product as hypothetical. NCBI's taxonomy places the organism in Eukaryota, Fungi, Mortierellomycota, Mortierellomycetes, Mortierellales, Mortierellaceae. The transcript has a single exon. Bases 115 to 2745 code for a protein of 876 amino acids. Gene Ontology annotation, molecular function: protein binding. Gene Ontology annotation, cellular component: SCF ubiquitin ligase complex. The record is from RefSeq and is a predicted model, not a curated record. Gene Ontology annotation, biological process: SCF-dependent proteasomal ubiquitin-dependent protein catabolic process.
CACAAUCGUUUCUCAAUCCACUCCCCUCACUCCUUCCUUCUCCUUUUCCCUCAUUUUUCAUCCACCUUCUUUCAUUCCAUAUCUUCUUCCUCUCCUCCUUCUCCUUUAAUAAUAAUGGGCGUCGCUAUUGACUUGUCGUUGGAUACGAUGACUUCUUCGACGCCCAGUCGAAGUCCACGGCAGAAGGCAGUCCUCAUACCAGAGAUAGCAUUCCUGAUUCAGCAACAUCUACAGCAACAGGAUCUAGCGCUUGCGUCGCGGGUGUGCAAGAACUGGUACGAGGCAUGGACUCCUUUCCUCUACUAUGCCGUACGGUACCAUCAUUACCAAUAUCACUACCAAUAUUCCCAUAGUUUGUGCUUCGUAGAGUCUGAGCUUCGGAAUACCCAACAAAAACGACAACAACAACAACAACAACAGCAACAUCAACACCAAAAGGCUGUACCAUUCUUGAACUUGAACAAAUUUGGUCCUUACAUAAAGUCCAUGGAUUUGUCAAAUCUAGUGGUUGCCCACUAUCACUCUCCAUGUACAACAGCGACGAUAUCACCAUUGUCCUCGACAGUAACAGGGCCGCCAGUUCAAGAUCAUCUGAUCCAAAUCCAGAUGUGCACCAGCUUGAACCUAACACAUCUGAGUAUUUCAAAGACAGUAAUGAGUCUUGAACGCCUGGACGAUCUACUUUGUGCUUUACCGAUGCUUAAGAUCUUCAAGUUUGAAGUUAUCAACAAAAAACUUAGUCCAAUGGUCGCAUCAUCAUCGUCGUCAUCAUCAUCAUCGGGUACAGGCCUUCAUGGACACUAUUUUCAUGGAUCAAACAUACUUAGCCGUGGAUAUAUGCAACAGCACCAAUCCAAUCUCUUGCUCAAGAAACCAAAAAGAACUAGUCUUGAAGGAUUAGAAACAGAGGUUAUCAAAGUCGUUGCAAGGAGAUUUUCAAAUCGGCAGCUUGAAAGAUUAGAUCUAUCCUUUGCAGUGACAGGCACCGUAAUGCUUUCAGCUUUUGAGGAGUUAUUUGCUUGCUGUGGGGCGACAUUGAAGGUCCUCUCGUUAACGAGAGCAGAAAUCUUGCAGAGAGAUAUACGUCGGGAUUAUGAUGCGUCCUUUCAGGCCGAGAUCGACGCAUUGUUGGCAAAUCUCCAGGCUUGGCAACCUCAAGAGGAUCAGCCUCGACUUCAACCUCAACAAUCUACGACAAUGCUAUCCACCUCAGGAACAACACUUUCGUCAUCAUCCUCAUCAUCCUCAUCAUCCUCAUCAAUUUCCUCAACUUAUUCCAACUCGGCAGCAUCAUCUACAUCAUCAUUAUCUAGUGAUUCUGAUCCUCUUUCUCCUAAAGGCAAGACCGGAAGCAUCACACAUCCAGUCCUUGAAUCUUUGACUUUACACUCUUGCGCAAUCGCAGAUCGAGAGUGCGCUACGCUCUUGCAGCAUAUGCCUGGAUUACUAGAGCUGAAUCUACAUGAUUGUCCAAAGUUGAGGCGUCAGAUCGUGCAAUCCAUUCUCACUCUUACACCUCACUUAGAAUCUUUGUCUCUGAGCUCAGUCCCUCACCUUCACUCUCAGAGCCUUGAGCAGCUAUUCACUACUAUGGAUGGAGCUCACCUUCCUGUUCCCUUUGAUGCUCUUGUGACAUCCUCAUCCUCAUCAUCAUCAUCAUCAGCAGCAGCAGCAGCAGCAGCAGCAGCAAUGUCAAAGAAAGGAAAUCCCGUUAAAUAUGGACUCCGUCUCAAGAGUGUUCGACUUGCUUACAUGCGACAGUUAGAGGACGUUGUUAUGAAAACUUUAGCGGCUCAUCAAGGCCCUAGUCUUGUCAAACUGUCUUUACAGUGGUGUCCACAUAUCACAGAUGAAGGCAUUCUACCUAUUUUCGAGUCUUGUGAGAAACUAGAAGAUCUCAGCCUCUGUCUUUCGAAACCAACUCUUAACAUCUUUCAAGAGCUUUCUCCGAGGCCGAACACAACUAAUGAUGACAGUCUCAAUGGUAGUGACAGUAACAGCAGCAGCAACAAAAGGCUUUGGGCAUGUUCUCAGACAUUAGCAAGAUUAGAGAUCGGAGGACAUAUGUUUAUAGAUAGUAUUCGUGUCAGCAAUGAGCAUUUACAACCACAGCUUUAUCAUCACAUGUCGCCUAACCCUCAUCAUAUUCGGAACGGGAGCACACCUCAGGUCACUAAUGGCAGUAGUAUCAGUAGCACCACUACCUCCAUUGGUAUCGCUGGAACCAGCACUAUCAGCAACGGCAACAGUAGCAGCAAUAGCAACCAAUCAUUUUCUGGUAUUAUUCAAGACCCUUAUUCUGUCAUGCACCAUCAUGGUUAUCCUAUGUACCAUCUUCGGCGAUGUCAUCGUUUCAGUGACCCUCUCAAAGAAUUAAAGGCUCAGCUUGAGACCUUACCUCGACUGACUCAUUUGGGUAUCCCUGCGAAAGGGAUCGAGCAUUUGAUCAAGAAGGGAUUUGGACCCAAAGUUCAACUGAAAUCAUUGGCUCUCCUGAAUCAACAGGGACGUACUUGGGCUCCUGAUGAACUUGCUGAACUGUUGACUCAUAUGCCAACUCUUCGGAAGCUUCACUGCGACAAGGACACGAUCUUGAAAUCAUCUUUACCACUUUGGUCAUCUGCGUUCUCGAACACCAAGGAUGAAAUGCUCUACAAACGACAAGAACAAAUACGUGCACUUCUAGAGACUCAUCAUGUAGAGUUAAUUUAUCCAACCUCCGUCUCGAGCGUAUCCGCUUUUUAAUAGAAAAAAGUUUACAAUUGAG